AUGUUAGCGAUGUUGAUUCUGUCGCUUUUAUACUGUGACGCCCAAAACGUAAGUUUUGGUUACAACGACGAUGGAAGCCAAUUGGACAGCGCGGAGUCUUUCUGGGGAAAACUCUUAAAUAAGGCUCGAUUGCUGAUGGACGUCGUCAUCCUGCUGACGGUCAAGUUGAAAGGCCACGGUUCCACUAGUAGUAGCAGUUCCAGUGGUUCCGGCAGUUCCAGCAGAAGCAGUAGUAGCAGCUCCAGUACAAGCAGUAACAGCAGUAGCAGCCUGUCCAACUCCACCAACUGUACUAGAAUCUACGCAUCACCUAAACACAUCGCGAAAUUUAAACUUUCCACCAUGAAGUGGAUACAAUUCUCGUGUAUCGUUGGUAGUAUCCUGUUUUUAACUUAUGUUGUUGCAUUCCCAACCGCAAACAGUUCAAGGACGUCCAAACUUAAUCCAGUUGCAGCUGUUUAUUGUUCGGCCCUAAAUGUAUUUUUAGCCGAUCUGACUUCUUGUUCCAACUUUUAUUCUUGCACCGCCAAACGAUUGGUCAUCAGGAUGUCGUGCGGAUCCGGAACUUACUUCGAUCCGACUGUGCUCAUAUGCGACUGGCCGGAAAACGUCGAUUGCGGUGUCCAUGCACCAGGAAAUGAUGAUAACAAUUUUUUCAAAGAAGUCAGCAAUGGGCGAGACAAUGGACAGUUGGCAGAACCACCGGGUAAAUUUGACCAAGGAAUGGAUACACCUGAAUUUCGCCGAAGAAUAACAUCAUCGGAUGCCCGACUUCUUGGAUUACAUUUAAAUUUGCUAUCUUUAUUGAAAAGACCAGUUGGGUGCGCUAGGGCCAGAAGUUCCAACCGGUUCACCUGGAAAACUUAAUGGAAAAUAAAAAAAGAUUUUAUGCGAUUUUUAUAUUUAGUUCGUUAUGGUUGUAUCAGUUAACUCAGCAAACUGUAUCUUUUAUAAGUUUUGAAAGGAAUUUCUGUCAAUGGUUCUGCAUGUGAUGUGUGAUGAUGGAAUAGUGUGAGGAAAUAUACAUGAGAAUGCCCUCUCCGAUUUUA
Messenger RNA from Daphnia pulicaria, 1049 nucleotides. RefSeq lists its product as uncharacterized. Lineage: Eukaryota; Metazoa; Arthropoda; Branchiopoda; Diplostraca; Daphniidae. The record is from RefSeq and is a predicted model, not a curated record. Gene Ontology annotation, molecular function: chitin binding. Gene Ontology annotation, cellular component: extracellular region. The transcript has 7 exons. The coding region runs from base 1 to 867 and encodes 288 amino acids.